Molecule: messenger RNA, 4214 nt
Organism: Patella vulgata (common limpet)
Lineage: Eukaryota; Metazoa; Mollusca; Gastropoda; Patellidae
Product: transforming growth factor-beta-induced protein ig-h3
Exons: 13
Coding region: 62-2194 (710 amino acids)
Source: RefSeq, a predicted model, not a curated record
CAUUUCAAACGGCAGACACUGUUAACAUGAGACAGUCGAACGAUAGAGUUUACAGUUAAGAAUGAAGUUUAAGGGCAUCAUUGCUCUUGUGGUGGUACAAAUUUGUGUUGGAAUAUGUGUUGCUGUCGAUCCAUUUACAACCAGUAAUGCCAAUAAUAUAUUUGAUGCCUUAACAUUGACAUUGACAUGUGGACAGUUUCAGACAUUAAUUAAAGGAGCUGGUUUACAAACAGAAGCAUUGUAUAAAUCACAGAUUCGACUUACCUUGUUUGUACCAAACAAUACUGCUUUCCAACUCUUACCUUCUUAUAGACUUAAGGAAAUUAUAGAUAUGGUACCGACGGAAAAAGAAGAUUAUGUUCGAUUUUUUACAAUUGGUGAAGAGCUACAGACUAGUGGUAUAACUGAAAAUAUUGCCAAAAACAGCUUGGCGAUAAAUAAUAAUCGACUGUUUUUUAAUAGAAGGGUUAGAAGAACCAAUGAUAUUGGUGGUAAUGCAGGAACAACUGAAUAUUUUGUCAAUGGUGCUCUGAUUAUUCGUCAAAAUGUACGAGCUGGUAAUGGUAUAGUACAUGUUAUUGAUAGAGUUCUAGAAAAAAGCAUAUCAAGACCCGCUUAUUCUUACCUAAAGAUACCUGAUACGAAAUAUCCCAACGUACAAUCAGCAUUUUUUCGGGAGUUUGUUAAUUAUUUAGAUGGAGAAAAUUUUGCUAAUACAAUAUUACCACUUCAAUCGGCCACCAGAUUGACGUUAUUUUUACCAUCUGAUGAAGCUAUUAAUAAAAUACCCAAAGAUAAGUUAGAAGAAAUCAGAUCACUGCCACAAAAACUAGCACUGAUUAUAAAGCAACAUGUUAUUUUGGAUAAAGUUAUUUAUACAUCUUAUGUAUAUCACAAUGAAGGAUUUAAUGCUAUGUAUGGUAGAAAUUUAUUUAAAAAGAACACGGGAGACAAAGUGUAUAUCAGUGGUGGGGGCGUGAAUGCUGAAAUAACCAAAGGAAACAUGACAGUUCAAAACGGUGCUAUCCAUAUUAUUGAUAGUGUAUUGGGUUUUGUGUAUAAUACUGCCAGAGAACAGAUACAAUUGGACAGAUCUGCCAGUAAUUUUCACGCUUUGACUGACCGUGGCAGAAAAGAAUUACAAGACUAUUUGGUUCAACCGAGUGGCGUGACCGUCUUUGUUCCCAAUAAUGACGCAUUUUCUGCUCUAACAAACAUACCCGGUGCAGAUUUUUAUAAUAACCAAACGCUCAUUAAUGAGGUUCUUGAACGUUCCAUGUUAGAGCCGGGUACAGCAUUUGAGAUAACCAAUGUCAACGGCGAUUAUACAGCAAGAUAUGAGACAACAUCACAGUAUAGAGGCAUGCCCGUAAAGAUUUACAGUCAAGGAAAUGAUACCUGGGUCGAAGGAGGCUAUGUUAAAGCUCGUGUAUUGCGACCUGAUGUUGGUGUAACCAAUGGUUUUGUACAUUACAUAGAUGGCGUAUUUGGUGUACCAUCACGUGAUCUCCCGGGACUUAUAUAUUGUGAAGAUUGGCUAUUAAAAACGUCAUACAUUCUCAGUAUUACCAAUCUUAACAGGUACUUGAAAGAUACUAGAAUAACGGCAACUCUACCAGCGUGUCCCAGUACAGCAGCACGAGCACAAAACACUUACCUUAAUACUCAAACUAGUGUAAAUAUGAAUACCCAGAAUUCUAACACUAGGACUUCAAAUACCAAUAGCCCGCUGCUAACAGGUGGAUGUGGAGAGAGUAAUAGGUUAUGUGAGUUUACAGUGUUUAUUCCUAAUGGAACUGCCAUAGAUAAUUUCCAGAUGACAGAACUGGGACUUAGAAUUCUUGAUAACAGAAAUCGACUGCGAUUCGUGUUGAAAAGGCAUAUCAUAUUGGGUAAAAAAAUCUAUAUUGACACAUUAGGUUUUGGAUCACACAAUCUCCAAGCUGAUAAUGGUGAUUAUCUACGAUUAAAUAAAAUCAAUAAAAGAAUUAUUGAACUUUACUAUAAAGGACAGAGAACGAGGGUAAUACACAGCGAUCUAGGGGCAACGAAUGGUGUUAUUCAUAUAGUUGAUAGAGUUUUAUAUGAGCAGGAUGAUUUAACCAGACAAAUAUCAGCAGCAACAACUAUCUUUAAAUCAUAUUUCAUUAUUUUAUCUAUGUUAAGUUUAAGUUUGAUUCCACCAUUCACUUAAAUUUAUAUUUAUUUAAUGAUCCCUUAUUUUUCAAAUUUUUUUACCAUAUUUGUAUUAAAUGUAAAAAAAUAUCAUUUGUAUAUUCAUGAUCAUUGAUUUGUAUAUUACCAUCAAUCAUGUUUGUAAAAUAUGGGCCAUCCUUAGAUGGUAGUUUUAUAGUGUAAAUAAUUAUAAAUACAUCUUAAAGAUGAACUGCAACCGUUGCAGAUUUUUUAUAUUUUAUUUAUUAACUACUAUUACAAUUUUUUUUAAAGAAUUCACAACCCCAAGAACAAAUUCAGUCGCCUUUAAAAUACAGAUCGACACGUCGGUUAUGGCGUUAUACGGCAAACUGUCACUUAAAGUUGUGGCGACGUGAAUAAUGUACACCGUAAGAAAGUCCUGAUAGCUUGUGAUCUGAAUUUCAUGUUUAGUAUUAUUGAAAUUAUUUUAAAAUUAGUUAAUGAACAGGAUAUAAAUGAAAUUGAUUCGCAUUUAAUGAUAUUGUGCCCAGCAGUUAGGUGAUCCAUCUAUGCAUCCUGACUUAAAAUCUAGUCGCCUGAUAUUUUUUAUGAUAUUAAAACUGGACGUCUAAUAUUUGUUUUUUUAUUAUAAAACCCUUUUAUUAAAACAAAAACAAACUACAAACAUAUUAUUAGACCCACCUAGCUCUUUAUUUGUAUUAUUAUACAUGUAUAGUAUAAUUAUUAUUCGGUUUAAGGGACAGUCCCAGAUCUCAAAAGAAAUCCUAAAUAAAAGUGGAUGGAAGUAUGGCAAUCAGACGACAAUGUAUCAGGACCGGAUUAAGGGCUGGGGGCUGACUGGGCUGCAGCCAGGGGCCCCAAUAUUAAACGUGCCCCCAAAUUAGCUCUCAAAUAUUUUUACCAUAUAUAAAUAAAUGUCAUUUACUAUGUUUGUGCUAUAUAAAUCUACCAUAUUAACAUACAAAUAGCAUUUGUGUAUAACUAGAGGACAGUGACCAGAAUAAUUAUGACCCCUUUUCACUGUCGAUGCAAGGGCCCCAAUGACAUUUUUAGCCAGGGGCAACAUGCAAGCUUAUAUAUGAAUACAUGUAAAUAGCUUAUUUACCCAAUUUGAAAAUUUCCAAUCAGAAUAUUGAGCCGUUUAAAAAUAAUCCCCAGAUUUAAUUAUGUAACGUAUUUAAGGAAUUUGUUUCUUUUAUUAUGACUUUUCCUAGUAUAUAAACAUGGUUAUCUAGGUACGUACACGGUCUUUAAUUUAGUAAAAAUUGGCAAAACUCGCUAGCAAAAUGAAAGUUGGAGAUUUUUUAUGAAGAAGCAUCCCAGAGCUUCAUAUUAUAUAGUUGCCCGGGACUAUUAUAAAGGCCUUUCAUUCCGCAUAAAUUAACUUUAUUUACUAUAAUAUAAUUGGGACUGCUCAAUAUCAGUAUGAAUAUAAAACUUUAAUUGUAUUGUUCGUAAUUGUUGAUGAUUCUACUACAUGCAUAUUCCUACAUUCUGAUGUAUAUAGCAACCAAAUUGAUAUUGAAUAGUCUUGAUUAUUAUGUUAAUUUCAUUUAUUAAAUGGCUUCUUUUUUCAAUUAUACAACCAUAAUUACGCACAUCAACAAUAUUACCGUCUGUAAUUGUACGAAUUCAUGGCUGUAACCAAAUUUAAAUAUUUUAAAGCAGUUAUGUCUUAAAACAGAGCGUUGAAUUAAGUUGAUAUGGCGUUUUGUUUCGGUUGGCUGUGUGACAAAAUAUAAAUGAUUAAAAAUGUUCGUUAAGAAAUAUUAAACGGAAGUCGAUUUAUUUACUUAUUGUAGUUUCGUUUUUGGCUUAUACUUUCGACAGUGGAACACAGAAUCAGAUAUCUCCCAACACCGACUCGAAUCAUUUUAACUGUAAAAAGCGUAUUGUAAAUUUUAUUUACAAAAUAAUUAUGUAUAUUAUGAUGUUUUUAUAUCCUACAAACAGAUUUACUUCUAUUAUUGAUAACGUUUUGAUUUAAUUUUUAAAAGAAAUGUUGUUUGUAGCAAUUUCGAACGAAGGACACAGACAAUAAAUAACAUAAUACCUUU